Molecule: messenger RNA, 685 nt
Organism: Vitrella brassicaformis
Lineage: Eukaryota; Vitrellaceae
Source: the annotation of a GenBank genome assembly
CCAACCACAAGGGCACCCUGUUUGUCUGGCGGUACCUGCCAGACACUCUCGAUCCCAUGCAGAAAAUCGACGCCCACAGCGCAUACGGUCAGUCAGCUUGGGAUGGUGCCACACGACACACACGGCAGCAGGGUCUAGGCAAGCAGCGACGUCAUCUAAGGUCAAUGUGUGUGUGUGCAGUGCUGCGCAUUAGGUUCUGCCCUCAGUCGCAGUAUCUGAUUACCACAUCGGCCGACAGUGAGUGAGAGGCGCACACAACGAGGCGGCGAAGGGGAGAAUGGUCGCUCACUCCCUCUCGUCUGUGUGUCAGGCAGUGCCUGUCUGUGGCGCUAUCAUGUCGACGGCUUCGCCAAGGAGACCUCGCUCAUCGGUCACAUCAGGUACUUAAGUCACACAUUCAGCCGGCGUGACGGCAGGCCGCCACGUGGCGGGCCGGCUGUGUCUGUGCGUAUGCGUCCGUCCGUUCCACAGGUGGGUGUGGGGCGGUAUCUUCUCGAGCGACAGUGCCUAUGUGGUGACGUGUUCGUCCGACACGACGGCCAAGCUGUGGGAGGUUAAGACGGGCCAGACGGCCAUCGACUACACCGGACACACCAAAGCCGUCACGGCCGUCGCUCUGGUCGAUGUGCCCGACGGGGGGAGUGGCCCAGACGCACCACCCGUACAACAGCACAACAUCAGCUAG